UUGUAAUUAAACAAACCCAGUUGAAAGAUGUCUGAUACUCCUGCUGUUGAACAGCCUGUUGCCAAAGCAUUCCCGGAUGCCACCUUCAAGUUCCCAUCGCCAUUCGUCAAUUUGACUAAUGCCAGUGCUUAUCCAGCAUAUGAACCAGUUGAUACUAAAAAGAAUACUUUAAGAGUUUUCAGAUUAACUUUUUAUACUACUGUUGGUGCUUAUGCAUGGUUAUACUUAUGGAAAAGAACCACUUUUAAAGUCGGUAUACCAUUAAGUUUUGUUGGAUUUGCUACAGUUGCAACUUUUGCUAAAGGAUCAAUUGUUAAUUUGAGAGAAAAGAACGAUGCUUGGAAUACCUUUUUCGCUGUUGGAGCAGGUAAUUUAGCUUGUUUAACUGUUGGUUUCAAACAAAUGCCAGCUAAACAUAAGGUCUUGACUGGUUUAACCGGGGCUGCUCUUACUGCAUUUGCUGAUCAUUGUCUUUGGUCUCAAUCUCCAAGUUAUGCUGGUAGAGAUACUAAACACGUUAUGGCUAAUACUGAAGAAGAUUUACAUAAACAACAAUUCUGGGAUGUUUGGAGAAGAAGACCUUUAUCUCAAACUGUUGAAGAAUUAGGUGAAGGUCGUGGUAUUUUCAGACCAUAAGUAAUCAUCCCCCUUGUGCAUUAGAAUUAUCUUUCAUACUUUUUUAUUUAUUGAAAUGUUUUAUUUUCCUUUCUUUCUUACCAUAUAUUUAUAUAUUCUUUAAUUUAUAAAUUAAC
This is a messenger RNA of Hyphopichia burtonii NRRL Y-1933, 752 nucleotides long. RefSeq lists its product as uncharacterized. The transcript has a single exon. The record is from RefSeq and is a predicted model, not a curated record. NCBI's taxonomy places the organism in Eukaryota, Fungi, Ascomycota, Pichiomycetes, Serinales, Debaryomycetaceae. Bases 28 to 636 code for a protein of 202 amino acids.